GCGCUUGAAAAUCAAUCAAACUUUUGAUGCUUCCCACCAAAAAAACACCCCAAUAUUUUUGAACCGAAAAUAUAAAAAUUUCUGCUUGCCUUUCUAUCACCUUGAUCCAUCUCUCUCUCCUCAAUCCAUCUUGUCGCUUCACAUCUCUCUGAUUUGAACUUGAAAUCAAAAUUGAUGAUUGGUAAAAAGCGUCGUACUGUCUCAUUGAGUUCUACCCCCGACGAUAACUAUGGGAAGUCGUCAGUUUCAAAUACGGGAAAGAGCCAAAAAGUGUUUCCUUUUCUGGGAAAGGAGAAUGUUCACCCAUCCUCAACAACACAUAAGGAUGUAAAAGAAGCCAGUGAGGCAUUUCAUCAAACACAAGAUGGGUGUCAUGACUAUCAUCCUUCGGCCAACAUUCAGAAUGACCCUAUUUUGAUAUCUGGAGACAUUAAUUUAAGUAGUCAUUGGGUGGAUCCAUGCUUCAGUACCAGCCUCGAUGAGUUGGAUGCGGUGAUAUUCGAUAACUCUGCUUACACCUGCAGUUCUCCUUGUCAACUUAGGAGUCCUGAUCCUUGCACUGUUGACAAUGUUUCUGUUGAAUCUCAUUCUAUUGAGUCCAGAUUGUUGCCAACGUCAUCAUUGUCUCUUAGAAAUGGAGAUGAACAUGGACAGGAUGUUGGUGGCAAUGAUGUUGAAGACGAGAAAGACUUUGAAUCAAACACCCAAUUUGGUGUGUUAAUGAGGUUAUGCUCCGAAGAAGAUGAUUCUAGCCCUCGUGAUCCUGGCCCUUUGUUGGUGUGUCCCUUGUGUGGGGUUGACAUUUCACAAUGGGAUGAAGAAUCUAGGCAAUGUCAUGCUAAUGCUUGUCUUGACAGCUCUGUCACUCCAGAGGAAAUUUCUCCAGGUGGUGCAAGGAAACAAACUUCACAAUCUUCUGACAAGGCUUCUGUUCAAUCUUCUGAACCAACCACUGCUUUGGCCCCAAUCAUAGAAUGGCUACACGGCCUGGAUCUUGCCAAAUACAAAGCUGCCUUCAUUCAGCAAGAAAUUGACUGGGAAUCCCUACAAUGGCUGACUGAGGAGGAUCUUAUCUCUAUAGGUAUUAAUGCACUUGGUCCGAGGAAGAAGAUUAUGCAGAGUCUGAAACAGCUCAGGAAUGAAGACAACAUUUCGAAAGACCAGGGUAAUGGUGAUUCUGGUUAUACAGAAGAUGGGACUAAGAAGCCCACUACGAACAAGCUGAUUACAGAAUAUUUUUCAAGCCCCUCUGGUGCGAAGAAGAAUUUGCCAAGUUCAAGACAGCAGACAGGAACAGCUAAAUCUGUCCCUCGCCAGAAGCAGAUUCCAGCCAAGAGUACCCGUAAUGUUAAAAACAAGGAUGUUCCUCCAUGGUGUACUAUUCCAGGAACACCAUUCCGGGUGGACGCAUUUCGGUACAUUCGAAGGGAUUGUUCACAUUGGUUUCUGACCCAUUUUCACUUGGACCAUUACCAAGGGCUGACAAAAUCCUUUUCGUAUGGAAAAGUUUACUGCUCCAUGAUAACGGCAAAACUUGUAAAUGCAAAGAUUGGGAUCCCGUGGGACAAGUUGCAAGUUGUGCCUCUAAACCAGAAAAUAAGUAUUGCUGGAAUUGAUGUCACUUGCUAUGAUGCAAAUCAUUGCCCGGGCUCCAUAAUUAUACUGUUUGAGCCUCCUAACGGUAAGGCAGUUCUGCACACGGGGGAUUUCCGGUUCAACGAGGACAUGGCAAGGAUUGCUACUCAGUUGGGAUGUCAUAUUAACACCCUCAUUCUUGAUACAACGUACUGCGAUCCCCAGUACAACUUUCCGAAGCAAGAGGUGGUUGUGCAGUUCAUCAUUGAAGCCAUUCAAGCAGAAUCUUUCAACUCCAAAACCCUGUUUCUGAUUGGCAGUUAUACGAUUGGGAAGGAGAGGAUAUUCUUAGAAGCAGCUCGUGUUCUGCGUAAGAAGAUCUACGUUCCUGCAGCAAAACUUCGUCUCUUGGAGUGCUUGGAACUGCCUGCAGAAGAUAUGCAGUGGUUUACGUCAAAUGAUCGUGAGAGCAACAUACAUGUUGUACCUAUGUGGACAAUAGCAAGCUUCAAACGGUUGAAACAAUUGUCAUGUCAAUAUUCAGAAAGGUUCAGUCUAAUUGUCGCUUUUUCUCCCACUGGUUGGACAUUUGGUAAAGGGAAGAAAACUGCAGGACGUCCAGGGAGAAGGUGGCAGCAGGGUACUAUUAUAAGGUAUGAAGUACCUUACAGUGAGCAUUGCAGCUUUGAAGAAUUAAGGGAGUUUGUGAAACUGAUAUCUCCAGUUAAAAUAAUACCUAGUGUAAACAAUGAGAGUGAAGCCUCCAGUAAUGCCAUGAUUGAGCUCUUAUUGUCAUAAUCUGAUGAAGAUCUGGUAAGCUUCAAGUUGAAGCAGAUCCAAUUUUACUCAGAUUGAACCAGAAACGCGAAUGAUAGUCUUUCAGGUUUAACAAGCUUAUAUGGUGGCAAAGGAUGUCUAUAUACUAUGUUAUCAGUUGGCAGAACCAAUUGCUUCACCUAUAUUUUUUGCCUGUAAUUUUUACUCUGCUGCUGUCAUGGAGAUCAUUAAUGGGUGAGGGUUCAAAGAAGGCAUAAAAUAGUUGGACACACGGUCUUACCAGUUUAAUUAGAUUAGCUGCUUUGUCUCUCUUGGUCGUGUGUAAGCCGCUCAAUUUUCAGGGUGUUGUAAUUGUGUAAUGUUGGCUAAGUUCAUUACUUCAGUGAAUUUAUGAAAGUACUGUAUGUUGGAAAGGUAUAGUGGAUAUUAGACGUGAAUUUCAUGUAAUUUCAUAACCAAGUGUAUGUAUCUAUUUCGAAUCAAGAAAUAGAAAAUGUCGUGAUAUUUUAAA
Messenger RNA from Spinacia oleracea (spinach), 2863 nucleotides. Its product is annotated as DNA cross-link repair protein SNM1. The transcript has 11 exons. The record is from RefSeq and is a predicted model, not a curated record. NCBI's taxonomy places the organism in Eukaryota, Viridiplantae, Streptophyta, Magnoliopsida, Caryophyllales, Amaranthaceae. Gene Ontology annotation, biological process: interstrand cross-link repair; double-strand break repair via nonhomologous end joining. Gene Ontology annotation, molecular function: damaged DNA binding; 5'-3' DNA exonuclease activity; protein binding. Bases 175 to 2373 code for a protein of 732 amino acids.